This is a messenger RNA of Epinephelus moara (kelp grouper), 5579 nucleotides long. It is a transcript of the gene mocos, whose product is annotated as molybdenum cofactor sulfurase. Gene Ontology annotation, biological process: Mo-molybdopterin cofactor biosynthetic process. The transcript is spliced from 15 exons. NCBI's taxonomy places the organism in Eukaryota, Metazoa, Chordata, Actinopteri, Perciformes, Serranidae. Gene Ontology annotation, molecular function: pyridoxal phosphate binding; molybdenum cofactor sulfurtransferase activity; molybdenum ion binding. The record is from RefSeq and is a predicted model, not a curated record. Bases 232 to 2733 code for a protein of 833 amino acids.
UCGACAAAAUCUUAUCAUGUCAACAUGGCUACACCACUGUCAUGCCAGUAAACAGUCUCGAGGGUUGCAUGCACGAGGGCUGCAACUGGAGGAGGACUUUAAAGCUAAGCCGCUGAUCACCGGACUUCGACCCUGAAAAUUGUCAAUGAGUAUAAAAGUAGUUGUUUGUGUUGAAACGCCUGCAGCUGCCCCGAGGUCUGCUCCGUAGCUCUCUGCAGCCGAAAGCGGUCGAUGGAUUUCCAAAAACUUUGCACUUUUGACACCUUCAAGCAGCUGUGGAGUCACUACGGUUAUGGAGAAAACUUCCAAGACGUGAUUGAGCAGGAGUUCACACGGAUUAAAGGAAUUACAUACCUGGAUCAUGCAGCAACUACUCUGUACCCUGAGUCUCUGGUCAGGGACUACUUCCAGGACAUUUCAAGGAAUGUGUACGGAAACCCUCACAGCCAUAACCCCAGCAGCAGACUGACGCAUGACACAGUGGAGAGGGUCAGAUACAGGGUAUUGCAGCAUUUUAACGCCACCCCUGAGGAGUACUCUGUGAUUUUCACUUCUGGUUGUACAGCCACACUCAAAUUAGUGGCUGAGAGCUUUCCCUGGAGGCCACAGACUGAGAGCGAAGCAGGGAGUUGCUUCUCCUACCUCACUGACAGCCAUACCUCUGUAGUUGGCAUAAGAGGACUGACUUCUGGCCAGGGGGUGGUUGCCCUGCCUGUCUCCCCGCAGGAAGUGGAAAACAGGGCAAAGGAUGAAGCUCAAGGUGAAGAUGUUAUUUGCCAGACACCACACCUCUUCUGCUAUCCAGCACAGAGCAACUUCUCAGGGAGGAAGUAUCCCCUUAGCCAUGUGAAAGGCAUCCAGGCGAGACGCCUUUACCCAGCGUGUGGCCACCACGGCCGCUGGUUUGUGCUGCUCGAUGCAGCAUCUCAUGUCAGCUGUUCCCCUCUAAACCUACAGGAGUGCCCUGCUGAUUUCAUUCCCAUCUCCUUCUAUAAGAUGUUUGGCUUCCCCACAGGUCUGGGGGCCCUUCUUGUCCGUAACGACACAGCAGGCAUACUAAAAAAGACUUAUUUUGGAGGAGGCACAGCAGCAGCUUACCUUUCUGGAGAAGAUUAUUAUGUGCAGGUGGCAAACAUUUCUGACAGAUUUGAAGACGGGACUGUCUCUUUCUUAGAUAUCAUUGCUUUAAAUCAUGGUUUUGAAGCUCUUAACAGGAUCACAGGGGGCAUGCACAACAUCCAACAGCACACAUUUGGCUUGGCACGCUACACUUACAUGCUGCUGUCAAGUCUUUGCCAUGGCAACGGGCGACCAGUGGCUCAGAUAUACACCGAAGGCCAGUUUGAGAGUCCAAGCACACAGGGCGCAAUCCUUAACUUCAACAUUAAGGAUUCUCACGGACAGAUAAUUGGAUAUUCUCAGGUGGACAGAAUGGCCAGUCUUUACAAUAUCCAUGUGCGCACAGGUUGCUUCUGUAACACCGGUGCCUGUCAGUUUUUCCUCGGGAUCACCAAUCAGCAGAUGAGGAGGAACCUGCAGGCUGGCCAUGUCUGUGGAGACACUAUCGACCUGGUGGACGGCCAGCCGACCGGAUCUGUACGUGUGUCCUUUGGCUACAUGUCGACAUUUGAAGACUGUCAAAAGUUCCUGAACUUUGUUGCCGAGUGCUUUGUGGAGAAACCAGUCACAGUGGACCAAGUGAGACUAGAGAAGCUAAAAAAAGCCACAGCAACAACCCAGAGCCUAAAUGAAGGAAUCAAAAUCACUAAUGGAGAAAGAUGUAAAGUAGAUGAGAAGGAGAAGGCUGCAGAAGCAUCAUUGAGAGGAUUUGGACACAGAGACUCACACAGAGAGGCUUAUACUCUGACCAACAUUUUCAUAUAUCCCAUCAAAUCAUGUGGCGCCUACGAGGUCCACAACUGGCCGGUGGGACCACUGGGUUUACUGUAUGACAGAAGCUGGAUGGUAGUGAAUGGAAACGGCGUGUGCCUGAGUCAGAAGAGAGAGCCACGCUUAUGCCUCAUUCACCCACAAGUCCGCCUGCCCUCAAACAAAUUGCUCCUGCAGGCAUCAGGCAUGGAUACCAUUUCAGUUCCCUUGGAAAGCAACAAUAAAAUGCACACAAGCUAUCAGGUGUGUCAGAGUAAAGUUUGCGGUGACAGGGUGGAGACUGUCGACUGUGGGGAUGAGGCUGCAUCAUGGCUCUCAGAAUUUCUUGGACAGCCAUGCCGCCUGAUAAGACAAAGUCCUGAUUUUACCCGAGACAUGAAGAGACCUAGUGGAGCUGCCACCUCCACAUCCCUCUCCCUCGUGAAUGAAGCUCAGUAUCUCAUGAUCAACCGUGCCAGUGUGGAGCUCAUUCAGAAACUAAUGAGGAGCAGGCAGGACGACUCCGAGGGCGAUCAGCUCCUUGACACACAGAAUGUCAUUAGCCGCUUCCGAGCCAAUUUAGUCAUCGCUGGGGUUGAACCAUUUGAGGAGGAUAAUUGGUCACACUUGAUUAUUGGCAACACUCGAUUCGUGGUCGUAGGGCAGUGUGGAAGAUGCCAGAUGAUCGGAGUAGACCAGGAGACUGGGACCAAAACAAAAGAGCCACUAAUGUCUCUCUCUGCCUACCGCAAUAAGAAGGUCACUUUCGGUGUAUACCUCACCCAUCAGGUACCAGAGGGCUCCACUGAAGCCUGUGUUCUCUCUGCUGGUUCCUUUAUACAGCCAGUGCCGCACAGUUCUUGAAGUAGUCAUCUGCGUCUUUAUUUAUUUUGCUGUCGUCUUCGGUCCUAAGUGGUUAUUUUUGCACUGCAUGUCCUAAAGAUCACCUGUCAAACACUGCGGGGAGUUUCUGUAGAUGUUGCUCUUUAAUUUGUCUGUGAUGCCCUGGUGGCUUUUGUCCUCUCAAGUAUCCUUUUCAUACCAGGGCAUUCAGAUUUCAUUUUGUCUGAGUCUGUUUUGAUAGGAAAUGAAUAAGAUUUCUAGAUUUCUUCCCCAGUGGUUACGUUCUUAAAAUGUGUGCAAUAAAAUGGAUGUAUUAAUUGCAAUUAUAAUUUGAAUGCAUGACUAUUAUUUGAGCCAAAACAUGUCAGCCUUGAUGCAAUAAUCGCUGCUCAUGGUAACCUCCUAGACAGUUGAUCCUCCUCUGUUUAUUCCCAUGGAGGAUUAUAUUGCUAUUUAUUCCAAACACACCACCGCUGUUACUGCUGCUACAAAUCUAAAACAUAUUGCUCCCUGUAAUGGAAAAACCUACCAGACACUCAGUGUAUGCUUUCAACGUGGUGCAGACUUGGACAUCAGAUGUUCUGCCAGAGAAAGUAAUAACUUGAUGCAGAGAGGAUAGAAAAUGUGUAUUUUCUUGGAGUAAAGUUAGAUAUCUUGGCCACCAGAAAUGAUGUGCUCAGGGUGACAUGCUUGUACAUGAAGCACAUACGUAUGUGCUCAAAUGAUGUGUCAAGGUCUGGCAGUAAAUUGUCCCUGUAAAUUGCUCACCUAUGGUGUUGUUAUAGAGAGCUGUAAGAGGUGGCUGUUGUGUGUCCCAGGGUUUUGUGCUGCUUAAAGGACGUUAGCCAGUAUGUGUGUGUUCACAUUUCAAGCUGCAUAGUGCACAGAAAUAGGGUUGCACUACUAAUUGAAAUACUAUCAAAAUCACAGUAUGGCCAAGUGCAAUAUCCAAAUCGCAGCAGGCCUACAAAUCAUAUUCCAGACCUAAGGGAUCAUGCUUGUUUCAUACAGACCCCAGCAAAAAAUUACAUCAUCAUUUCUGUAUUUUUAUCAGUGAAAAUGGAGUGCAGAAUUACUAUUCCCACUAAAAUUCAACUCAUAUCAUCAUUGCAGUAUCUAUCAAAAAUAAAAACAAUGUGAUUUUUUUCUUGCAUAUCGUGCAGCUCUACAUAGAAAUAGAUUGGAUAUGUUAGGGAAUAGUAGGACAUGACUGUACAAAGUGCCUUAGUAGUGUGUUGGACUACAACAAACUUGGACAGCUUCAGUGCUGCUAGAGGGAUGAAAACCAUUCUUCCAAAAGAUAUCGCCUCACAUGAUUUUUACAGGGUAUAGUAUAUGACUCACAGCAUUUUCAUAGCUACUCAUUAAACACUUUAUUGACUCUUCUUUUUCAUUAACAUCCAUCUCUUCCUCCUCCUGGCACCAAACACUGGUACAAUUUCUGGAGACUAGGGCCUGUUACAACACGGGGAAGUUGCAACAGCUCUUAUUCCUCCAAUCAGAAGAUCAUUUUUAACACAUUGCAACACGUUUUCAUCCCAAGUCGUCACAUAUCGCCUCUUUGUCAGUGGUCGUUUACAUCUACCUAUUACGCACCAGGUAUCCUUCUGCGUCAGCUGUUAACUAACGUUCCAGAAUGCCACUACCAACGCAGACAUCAACAAAAGCACAUGGUUAGGUUCAGGCUACAACAGCAUGUGGUUGGGUAUGAAGAAAACAUCUUGGUUUGGGGUCCACAUUCAUACAGGAGGCAACCACCUGGCUUCUGAGUGAAAGUUUGAAAGUCAGCUCCUUAUAUUACAUCAUUACUGGCAGAGUUUCAACCUGAUGCUGUCCAGAGGCGUAUCAUAAAGCCGUGACAGGUGCCAUCUGGCAGACGGGCAGUGUAUCAUAACACUGCGAAAGGUUACGUCCAGUUACAUUCUCACGCUGCCCUGCCGCAUAUUGUACCACCACGAAAGUUGGCUUUUGGCUUCAGGAAUCUGAGGUCAAAAUCACUGACAAAGCAACGGUAUUUGAUGACUUUGGAAUGAGAGCAAGCUGUUGGAACUGUCCCCAGGAUUGGGAUCAGUUGCAACCACAGAUGGUAUAAAUAAUGGACACAACUACCGUGAUGUCACCCACUGGUUUGUAAACUCCCAUUUUGAAGCCUCAAGUUCGGCAUUUCGGCCAUCGUCAUUUUGGUUUUUUUUGGAGCCAGAAGUGACUUUAUUUGGACGAGAGGUUGAAGCAGUGAGUGGUGUUAUUUGAUGUAGCAAGGCCUUACAGAUGGCCUGUCACGGUAGCAGCCCCGCCCUUAAAUAUGCAUAAUCUUGAGCUUUAAUGAAAUGUAAAUGGGUACAUUAUGAAAAAAAUAACACCCUGUACAGUUGUCAUGAAUGUUAAAAUUAGCUAUAGAGACUAAAACCAUUUUUUAUGUCUGCAAUAAAGUUGUGCAUUUUAACGUGGGUGUCUAUGAGGAUUUACUCCAGGGGUGAUUCUAGAAUCAGAGGUUUAGGGGUGCUGAGCACCCAGAGAGCUGCCCGGCCAGGCAAGAUAAAUUUCACUGUUUUGUACAUUUUAACGCAAUUUCAUUCCCACAUUUGUGAAAAAAAGCACAACACUUUUUGGGAAAGUCUGUGACUAAACCAUCAAAUCUGAUCAAGGUUAUUUAAAUGCUGAGCCACAGCAAAAGAGGAAUGGAUUGGAAUCAUAAAAGAAACGUAUCGUAACCCUAAUUUACCCUGGAGUAAACCAGCUCCCUAUAGUGAGUACCAAAAAUACCAAAAAUGGACCUUGGGCUUAUUUUUUGGACUUUAAUUUGAAAUGUUUGUCUCUGCCUUUUUCCUUCUUGUCUGUAUUAUAUAAUACAAAUACGUAAAUAAAAA